UACACCCUCGCAAACCCAAAAAAUAAUAAUAAUAAAAAAAAUCACUCUCUUCAUUUCUUCUUCCUUCUUUCUUUCUCUGCGAUUUUCCGACGUGUUUUCCCGGGAAAAUUUAUAGACCUUUUAUAAUUUAUUAUUCACAUGGAGAUUACUAACUAAUGUGAUGAAUUGGAAGAGAAAAAAAUAGUAUCUUUGUGAUAUGGACGAGUUUGGCAUUUGCAGAUCGUAGAGGGGUUUCUUCUUUAACAUAUAGGUAGUUUUUUUUUUUUUGGAUUUGAAAAUGGGCGAAGCUAAUGAAGGAAGAAACAGACAAUUAAUGGAGAAUUUGUCUCUGGAGAAGUACCCGAGAGAUCUGCUUCAGAGGUUCAUGUGUACGAAUCCGCAGUCCUCCCAAAACGCAGCGGUUCGCGGAGAGGAGGAUCCGGAGGACGUGGAGCUGAAUCUAGGGCUCUCCUUGGGCGGUAGAUUCGGCGUCGACAAGACGAAGAACAAGCUAACCCGAUCUUCCUCCAUAGUCGGGACCAUGCUGAUCGCUAGGGAUUCCGACGAUUCGGCGGCUCUGGUUCCGCCGGUGUCGUACCCGGCGCUGGUCCGGACCUCGUCGCUGCCGACGGAGACCGAGGAGGAAUGGAGGAAGCGGAAGGAGUUGCAGACUCUGCGGCGAAUGGAGGCGAAGCGGCGGAGGUCGGAGAAGCAGAGGAACUCCGGCAAGUCCGAGAGAGAAGAGGAAGAGAGGGAUAGGCAACAGUGCUUCGCUUCUCUUAGAGCUCCGAUUAGUGGUGGAGGAGUUGAUUUAAUGGCGAAAACCAGACAACCUACUUCUCAGGGUUCCGUUGAGUCUCAAGGUGGGAGCUCGUCGGGGAUGUCGGAAUUGGAGAGCAAACCAGUUCAAGGAUCUAGCACUUACGGUGAAGCAAGAAGCCCUGCCGGUCAUCAAUCGAUGCAAGAACGGAGCCAGGAGAUCAUGGGUCCUUCAGGGACAAAGAGUACCGCCGAAAACAAAUGCUCAACCUCUGGAAACAAGAUGGAGAAUCCAUCUAAGAAGCCUAAUUCUGGAGGAAACAAGGGGAGUGAAAUUGGGAUGAAUGCCAUGGAAGACAUGCCUUGUGUUUUCACAAAAGGAAAUGGUCCCAACGGCAGGAGAGUAGAUGGAAUACUGUAUAGAUAUGGGAAAGGAGAAGAAGUGAGGAUAAUGUGUGUGUGCCAUGGCAAGUUUCUCUCCCCUGCAGAGUUUGUCAAGCAUGCAGGUGGGGGUGAUGUGGAUCACCCACUUAGACAUAUAGUUAUAAACCCUUCAUCUACUGCCCUUUUGUCAUAACUGUAUAUCACCCCUUCAAGAUUGGGGCAUUGUGAAAUAGGUAACAGAAAAAGGAGAUUUUUUUUUUUUUUUUUCCCGUUUCCUUUCCUUCCUUUUUUUUUUUCCUUUCUAUUUU
This is a messenger RNA of Morus notabilis, 1430 nucleotides long. Its product is annotated as ninja-family protein AFP3. Gene Ontology annotation, biological process: signal transduction; negative regulation of DNA-templated transcription; response to abscisic acid. NCBI's taxonomy places the organism in Eukaryota, Viridiplantae, Streptophyta, Magnoliopsida, Rosales, Moraceae. Bases 278 to 1315 code for a protein of 345 amino acids. Gene Ontology annotation, cellular component: nucleus. The record is from RefSeq and is a predicted model, not a curated record. The transcript has 2 exons.